This is a messenger RNA of Monodelphis domestica (gray short-tailed opossum), 5291 nucleotides long. NCBI's taxonomy places the organism in Eukaryota, Metazoa, Chordata, Mammalia, Didelphimorphia, Didelphidae. The record is from RefSeq and is a predicted model, not a curated record.
CUAAUGUGAGGGGUUGGGGAUUGGUUGCACUUCUCAGGAAGGACAAAAUCUUCACAGGCUCUGGGGAUCUCUGCCCAAAUGACCCCAAACUUCCCCGAUCAACCCUUAGGCACACUUCAACUUUGCUUUGCUUUGGUUACAGUAUUCUCUACUGAGACUUCAGGGUCACUGAAGAAAGUGAGUGGAUCUGACCAGGGAAGAGAACCAACAGACUCCACCAGUAUCCCAAUGACUGGCUUCACUGGAAGAGAUUCCAUUACAGACACUGAAACAGACAUACGUGCCAUGGAGACAACUCCAAGAGCCACAGUCACUCAAGCCCCACUUCUCACUGCGCCCACUGAGCAGGUGACCUCAUCCCUGGGAUGCACAAGAGAACUGUGUCCUCUCCCACUUCACCCUUAGCUCCAAGUGAGAUAUCCUCUGGAGUCACCAUGGCCAUUGCAAGGCCCUCACUCUACAUGACUCCAGUAGAACCCACAGCUAGCCCUGGCUCCAGUAGUCCCUUAAACAUCAGCCUAUCUGGGACAAUGUUUUCUACACCCCUUGCAGAAACACCUAUAGCUGAAAUAACUCUUGGAGAGAGUUCUAGCACCCCCCUCUUCUCUAUGGUCCACUCCAGUUGAUUCUUUCAAUAUUGUUGUCUUGGUCCCAGGAACUGAAAUCACCUCCAUUGUGCCUCUAUAUUCACUUCCAACAGCCUCAAGUGCCACAGAAACCACACCAAAUCCUGAAUUGUCAGUGAGACCUACCACACUAGAGCCAGGCUUAGCUGCCCUAACUUCCACUGCUCCCAGCAUCUUUCCAACACCGUCUGGAGAAGACACAAACACCUCAUUGGUGUCUAUAGAAGGACCAACAGAAGAUAAAACAGUGUCCAGCACCUUCCCAGCGAAUGCAGACACCCCUGGUAUCACUCACAGGGAGCACUUCUUCACAGGUCCUGGAAUAACUUUUCAACCUGACAUGGCCUCUACUUCUCUGCCCAAUUUAAGUGAAGGGACCAGUUACUCCAAAACUGUCCCCUCACCCCCUUUAGAGAGUAGGAAAAGCACUGCCAUGGUUGGAGUCCAGAUAAGCCUAGCUGAACUUCUCACUCCAGAGUCCAAGAAGCCCACCCCUGCUGAGGGUUCACUCUCUGUUGGACCAGUGACUGAAUUUAGCAGCAGGGAAAGUGUACAUUUACAGAAUAGCUUGGCCCCCAGCAUCACCCCAGAAUGGGAGACCAGUAGACCAGGCAGGACUACAGAGUCAGAUAUCAGCACACUCAUCCCUGGCAAUUUUCAUCCUUCUGAGGGCACUGCUGACCUCAUAUCAAGCCCAGUGGAAGACUCCAGCCCAAAGCCAGCUGUCUAUACCUCUCCACCCCACACCUCAGGUACUACAGGGACCAGGAUUGGAGACGAGACAGACUCAUCCUUGGUGUUGACUACACCAGCACCUGCUGUCGCUAUCAGCAGCAUCUCUGGGGCUCUCCUUGGUACAAGAACAGUGGUUCCAUGGUCUUCGAAUUCAGCUGAAGCUACAGAUCUUACCAUGAAUCGCCUUGAUCCUAUAUCCAUGUUGCCAUCCAAAUUCUCCACUUCUUCUCCUGUAACAUUUUCAGGGGUUACUUACAAGACUGAAGACAAGAGCUCCAAUGUUCCUGGGACUGACAGCAUAAGUAUCAUCUUCAGCAGCAAGGUCACAGACAGGGUCUCUCUCCAUCCUGAGAUCACUGCUAACCAAAAUCUACUGGGCACAAUGGAAGAGAGCACAGGUGCUUUGCUGACCCCUUCUUUGCCUGGACCUCCUGGGUCUUCAGCUGCUACUAUGGGAGGUGUAUCAAACAUGUCAGGUACCAAUACUGGCUCAACUCCACAGGUGACUUUAGCUUAUGAAAUCUUAACUAGAGACUUAGAGAAGACCUCAGACUUCCCACUGGCCACAGAAAAUACAGCUAAGACUGUCCCAGCCAAGAUGAUGGGUGACAUCUCCUUUGCUUUCACAAACCAUAUCCCAGAAGGUCAAGUGAGCUCAGCAUUUCUUCUUACCACCAUCAGCAGCCCCAUGGCUCUCCCUGGAGAAAACAUAGUUCCUCUUUCGUCAACCAUAGCUGAAGCUGGGGAUGUCACUAUUACUGGGACAGAUAGCACUCCUACAUGGCAAAGCACACACUCUUCUUCAACUACUAUAACAUCAUCUAAGGAUACCCCCAUGACCAAGAACACGAGAUCAGCUUCCCCCAGGACUGACUCCAUGCAUCUAAUUUCCAGCACAAAGAUCACAGACAUUGUUCCCUUUUCCCCUGUGGUCACUCUUAGCCAUAAGUUUCCACGAUCAGUGGUAAAGAGUAACACAGAUGCCCCAUUGACCACUCCUAAAUCUCCAGUGGUCUCAGACACUCAUCCUGGAGGCUCAUUGGUCACCUCUGCUGACUCAGCUGUCCUGGGGACAACAGCUCAUGGUGAGCCACAUGAUAUCUUAGAAAAAGGCUCAACACUUUCCCUGACCACUUUAACCACAGAGAUCACAAAAAGUACUAUUCCAUUUCCUACAAAUCUAGAAGAAAUUCUAAAAUGUUCUAAGACUAUGACUCCCAGACACACAGGCGCUUCCUCCCUGUGGCUAACAGUGACCACAGUGAGUCCUUUUCAUAUUGAAUUGGGUUUAGGUCUAGAUACUAUUUCCCAGGCUGAGCUGUCUGAAAUUCAAGGUCCACUAAUCAUCACUGAAUUCUCCCAGAAGAGUGAUGCAGGAUUCCCAUUGUCUUCUUCUGCAACUGAGGCAACUAGAGCAAGGACCAUAACAUCUUCCACUCUCAUCUCAGGAUUGGGGGAGAGCCAGUCUUCCAUAGGCAGCAUUUCAGGAACAGAGGCCAUCAGAGACUCUCCCACCUUGUUCUCUCCUUUAGAAAGCACCAGGACACAUGCCACCAGACCUGAGUAUGCAUUGAGCUCUGAACAAGCACUGUCCACUCUGCCAAUUAAGAAAUUACUUAAAAUGGUCACCAGCUCACUUACUUUUCUUUCCAAAAUGCCUUCUGAAGUCACUGCUUUGGCACGAAGGAUAAAUGGCCAACGGUUUGAAAGUCACAGCAUGUCUACCCUGGAGGCCAAUGAUGCCCUAGCAGUAGGCACUGGCCCUGCUGUGACCUUUAACUCUCCACUACCAAGCAUCACUGCUUCUAGCAGCAUGGAUGUAGAUGUGGAAACUGUGUCAACAUUAGCUCCCUGGACAGCCAGAUCCUCAUCACAAGUAGAAGCCAGUUCUCCCAAUCUGGUUGUCACCACAGGAGAUGGACCCUCCCUGGGAACAGAACCUCACAAUCCCAUCCACGAAUCUCUGAGCCCAGGACCAGGAUCCUUUCCUGCCUUAAGUACUCCCACAGCCUGCACAAGAACAGCUUCCCUUGAGGCUGCUACUUUACUGGAGGACCCAGAGCCAGCCAGCCUGAAUCCAGAGACUGAGAGAAACCCACAGGCAACACCAACUCCAGCUAUCACCCUGUCUCCAGCCAGCAUACUGGAAGUUUGCACAACAGCAUCUCCCAGUCCUCCUGACACAACCACAGAGGGCAGCAGUGUCCAGGCAGGCACAGCCUCUGUUUCUGAUCAAGUGCCUUCCACUUCCUGCCUCUUCCCCACAUCAGAGAGCUCCUACUUGAAGGUUUUCAACCUCAAAUUCACCAUCCUCAACCUGUUCUACACAACAGACAUGGGUCAAAGGGGCUCCAGCAAAUUCAACUCCAUUGAGGAUGUCCUGCAACCUCUGAUCAACAACUUGUUUAGAAAAAGCAGCUUUGGCCCUCACUAUUUUGGAUGCAGGCUGACUUUGUUAAGGUCUAUGAAGAAUAGGAUAGCAACAGGAGUGGAUGUCGAAUGUGCUUAUCAGGAAGAUUCCUCCACCCCUGUCCUGGACCGAGAGAAGAUUUACUGGGAGCUGAGUGAACAGACCCAUGGAAAAACAAGGCUGGGACCCUACAUUCUACAUAAGGAAAGCCUUUAUGUGGAUGGGUAUACCCAUCAGAUACCAACCACCACCACAAACACCUGGAGACCCAGUCUAGAGGCUUUCACCCUGAACUUCACCAUCACCAACCUGCUGUACACAGAAGACAUGGGGCAGAAGGAUUCCAUCAAAUUCAAGUCCACUGAAAAGAUUCUUCAGAAUAUGCUUGGCCCUUUGUUUGAGAACAGCAGCCUUGGUUCCAGUUAUUCCAGGUGCAAACUGACUUUCCUAAGACCUCUGAAGAAUCUGACAGUGACUGAAGUAGGUGUCAUCUGCCUCUAUCAGAGUGAUUCCACUGGUCCCUUCCUGGAUAGAGAGAGGGUUUACUGGGAAUUCAGCAAUCAGACUGGGGGCAUCACUAGACUGGGGCCCUAUACCCUCGACAGCAACAGUCUCUAACUCAAUGGUGAGUAAGCCCACUCAGGACAUGACUCUUGAAUCUUCUCCUUGAUUUUGUCCCUGUUUGGAAAAUAGACAUUCUGCCCAAAUUCUUACUCCAUUUUCCUCUGCCCACUGUAAGGUAAGCACAGCAGAGAAGCAGGGGACCCAAAGAAACCAGGUGAAUCAAUUAAAUCAGAACCCUCUCUGUCUCUGACUGUCUGUUUGUCUUCUCAUUUCUUGCUUUCUCUAGGUUAUAACCAUCACUUACAAUCUUCCACCUCUAGUAAGUAUUCAUCAACUUCAUGUCUCUAUCUAUCUUCCUGUGACCUGGAAGAAGAAACAAUUGAUAAUCCUACCAAUCCUAUUUACUCUGUUUUUUUUUUGAAAGGGAAGGGAUAGAAGGACCCAAGGGAUGGCCUGUGGUCCCUCAGAAUUUUAAUCCUCACAUUCCAUGGACUACUUAUUUACCAAGCCCAGCAAGAAUCCUUUUCCCCAUAUUCCAUAUUCAAACAUAAUUUUUCUGUGACAUUCAAAUAGCUUUUCCAAGGUUUUCAUUCAAACACCAGUUUGGCAAGGGAAGCCAGCUCGUCAUGGAUUUUAAAGGUCAGGCUAAGGAAUUUUCAUUUAUUACCAGAGGGGAGAGAAAGCUACUAACAACCAAAAAUCCCCUUUCCUUUCUGUCUUGGAAUGACUACUAAAUAUUGGUUGCAAAUCAGAAGAUUUUGGUAAGGACUCUGCAACUGGAGUUAAGUGACUUGCCCAGGGUCACAUAGCUGACACAGAAUCCUGGUGUAGGACUCUUUAGAAGAAGUGAUUGAAAAGUUGUAUAAUGUGUUGAAAAGAUAAUUUAAAUGUAAAUAGUUGCAGUGUAGAUCUCAUUCACUGUUAAGCUUUCAGAGGCAGCAUGGUAUAGUGGGUUA